Messenger RNA from Xenopus laevis (African clawed frog), 926 nucleotides. Its product is annotated as traf2 and NCK-interacting protein kinase-like. The transcript has 12 exons. The record is from RefSeq and is a predicted model, not a curated record. Lineage: Eukaryota; Metazoa; Chordata; Amphibia; Anura; Pipidae. The coding region runs from base 1 to 903 and encodes 300 amino acids.
AUGAUGAGGAAAACAAACUCCGCUCUCAAAGAUACUCCGAAAACCGAGAAACAUCUAAAAAUCGGAAAGAGUCAUUGGAGAGGGUCCAUUUUGCUCGAGUUCAUCUGGGAUGGCAUAUUGACCUACAAAAAGAAGGUGGCCAUAAAGAUCAUCAAUGACCCCGGAGGAAUGAAAACUGGAAAUCCUCCGGAAGGUCACCGGCCCACCCGCAAUGUCAUCAGGUUUUACGGGGCAUUUUAUCACCGGGCCCCGCGCAGGAGCACGCCGAAUAAAGGUCUAUCGAUCUCUAUGGAACUGUGCACUGGUGGGACCAUCCGUGACCUCAUGAGCGGAAGGAAAAACAAUUCUUUGGGCGAGAAGUGGACGGCUUAUAUCUGUAAAGAGGUGAUAAAGGGUCUGUGCCACCUAGAGACAGUGGAAGUCAUCCAUCAUGACAUCAAGCCCAUCAAUCUAAUGCUGACGUCAUCCGGCAAUGUUAAGAUUGGUGAUUUCUCAUGCGCCACCAUGGGAAGGAAGAGUUCGAGCACGGAAGGAACUCUAACAUAUAUGGCACCGGAGGCACUUGCCUGUAUGAGAAAGAAGAACCUCGACUAUGACCACAAGGCGGACAUCUGGUCAUUGGGAGUGUCAGCCCUGGAAAUGGUAGAAGGUUAUCUCCCAUACGGACAGCUCAGUAAACAUCAGCUGAUGAACCAGAUUCUUUUUGGUCCUGCUUUAAGACCAACCUGGGACAAAUGGAGUGAAGAAUUCAAUUUCUUCAUCCAAGAAUGCGUGCAGAAAAACCCAGCAAAAAGACCAAGCGCACGGCAGCUUCUCCAUCACCCCUUUAUCAGCAACCUGUGUGAUGAAGCAGCUGUGAAGAGGAGCAUUGCAAAACAACUGCAAAGAGGCUGGAAGAACUGAAGACCUGAGGCAGCCAUCGGGGG